UUGGCAGAUCGUCCACAGAGGGGCGUUCGGUGGCGGUUAGAGGUGCCAGUUGACGUCACAGGAAUGUCCAAAAGAAGAAAAGAGAGAGAGAGAGAGAGAGAGAGAUAGCUGGAAUGGAUGACUUGUUUGUUGCCAGUUGGCAAUCUUGAGCCGAAGUUUUGCGGGCGGGAGAGAGGAAAAGGAAGGGAGGAAGGAAGGAAGGAAGGAAGGGUGUACGGAGUAGUUAUAUUAACUUUAUUAUUAUUAGUUAAUCAAGUGUGUUUCGGAAAUUGCAAGGGGGAUUUUUGUUUCUUCGCCCCACGGCGGCCUUUAUCGUGCACAACAACGGGGGAAGGGGGCAAAAGAGGAGAGAAGGGCGAUAAGGAAGGCUCAGCGUCCAGCGUAACAACGGCGUCAGGGAGAGAGAGGAGAGGAGAGGCCAGCCGGAAUGAUAUAUUUAGGAUUUUCGAAAUACCCAAUGGGGAGGAGGGAAGGGAAGGGGGCUUGAAGGGACCCAAACCCUGGGUGGAA
Molecule: messenger RNA, 510 nt
Organism: Blastomyces dermatitidis ER-3
Lineage: Eukaryota; Fungi; Ascomycota; Eurotiomycetes; Onygenales; Ajellomycetaceae
Exons: 1
Source: RefSeq, a predicted model, not a curated record